Spizellomyces punctatus DAOM BR117 is the source of this 834-nucleotide messenger RNA. RefSeq lists its product as uncharacterized. Bases 87 to 734 code for a protein of 215 amino acids. NCBI's taxonomy places the organism in Eukaryota, Fungi, Chytridiomycota, Chytridiomycetes, Spizellomycetales, Spizellomycetaceae. Gene Ontology annotation, molecular function: phosphatase activity. The transcript has 5 exons. The record is from RefSeq and is a predicted model, not a curated record.
GGGGGGUUCCCGCAUAGCACAACUUCAAAAGCAUGUGGCAAGUUGCCAGUCUUUAAACUGCUUUCAAAACAGCCUGGCAAACACACAUGGCCACCAUACUUACACCACCAGACGCUUUUGGCAUCGUGGAACGAGGGGUAUACCGCUCAAGUACGCUUCACCCCACAAACUUUUCAUAUAUUCGGACGCUGGGUCUUCGAAGUGUGGUGGUUUUGACGCCCGAUGUGCCUUCAAAGGGCGUACAGGCUUUUUAUGAGGACUGUGGGACGCGGCUGAUCCACCUCGGUCUGCAAACUUGGCGCCCAAACCUAGGUUGGAGACCUGUUAGCGAGGAACUGAUCAAGGAAGGACUCGAACUCGUGCUUAAUGUAAACAAUCAUCCCGUCAUGGUUAUGUGCACAUCGGGCAUACAUGAUACAGGAACCUUCAUAGGUUGCUUGCGCAAAUUGCAAGGAUGGAACUUCAACUCGAUCAUCGUUGAGUAUCGCAGCUAUGCUGGGAGUAAAGCUCGAUACGUAAACGAACAAUUCAUUGAAUUGUUUGAUAUGGAUUUGGUGACUCUGCCAAGAGAUCUACCGUCUUGGUUUCUCUAUCAACAAAAGUUACUGCAGGAGGAAGAAGAAGAAUUCGAGAGGAAGAAAGCCGGGAGGCAGACGCCAAUAUCCCGCUCACCAAUACUUGCGCAAGCGUUGAUCUCCUCUCCCACUUCAAACACAAUUGAAACGAAUGCUUGAAAAAUCAAAUAUCAGAUUUGUACAUAAAGUUUGGCAAUCCUGCCUGUCCUACUGUAAAAGAAUACACAAUAAACUCAUAUAUGAAGAGGUAUCACCACCA